AUGCAUCUCAAUCAUUCUCUGAAAAGGCCAAGGAACCAUUUCUUCACAUUGGUGUUGUUUCUCCUCCUCUUGGCCUCAUAUCUUAGAAGAGGGCUGUUGGAUUGGGCCUCUGUAGCUUUCUCCAUGGGAACCAAAAUGAAAGGCAUCUAUAAAGGAUUCAAAUACAUUUCCCAAAUCUUUGUUGUGAAGGAGCGUGAGAUGGAUAUUGGGUACCCAACAGAUGUUAAGCAUGUGGCUCACAUUGGGUGGGAUGGUGGAAAUUUUGCAGUUGUGAAGGAGCGUGAGAUGGAUAUUGGGUACCCAACAGAUGUUAAGCAUGUGGCUCACAUUGGGUGGGAUGGUACCUCUGGUAGUGCCCCUAGUUGGAUGAAUGAAUUCAAGACGGGCCCAGAUUUUGCAGAAACAUCCAUUGGUAAUUCUGGUUCUGCUCUCUCUCCAUGGUCCUCUCAAGAUUUUGGAGAAUCUAUGCAACAACAACCUGCAUCUGAGAUGUUCAGAGACAUACCACCCACCGACCUUCCCAAUAUCCCAAAGAAACCAAAGCGGAAGAAGAACAGAUCGACUUCCUCACCUAAGUCUUCCUCGUCGUCAAGGGGUUCACGGGCAGCAAAGUCAAAGGCUAAAUUCGUUGAAGGCAAUGCCCAAUCUACGAACAUAGAAGUGGCAUAA
Molecule: messenger RNA, 669 nt
Organism: Ilex paraguariensis (yerba mate)
Lineage: Eukaryota; Viridiplantae; Streptophyta; Magnoliopsida; Aquifoliales; Aquifoliaceae
Source: the annotation of a GenBank genome assembly